Messenger RNA from Puccinia graminis f. sp. tritici CRL 75-36-700-3, 2163 nucleotides. Its product is annotated as coiled coil AKL30. Gene Ontology annotation, molecular function: ATP binding; protein serine/threonine kinase activity. NCBI's taxonomy places the organism in Eukaryota, Fungi, Basidiomycota, Pucciniomycetes, Pucciniales, Pucciniaceae. The coding region runs from base 1 to 2163 and encodes 720 amino acids. The transcript is spliced from 5 exons. The record is from RefSeq and is a predicted model, not a curated record. Gene Ontology annotation, biological process: protein phosphorylation.
AUGACAUGUAUCCAGUGUGGCAACACCCCUACCGUGCUGGGGGAGUACUGCCUAGAAUGUGUCCGAUCUGUUAAAGUCAAGCAACAACCUGCUUUCCAGCCCACCAUUUCACCAACCCCUACCAGCGAUUCAGUCACCGAAGCUAUGAGAAUCAAGAGGGAAGAGGCCAUCAACCUGGCCCGAGGUUUAUAUGGUAUACCAACCCCAUCUGCUGGAUCCCUUUCUGUCCCCAGCUCUAUGAAGCCACCACCACCACCACCGGUUCACAGUAAUCUGGUGCUGCCACAGAACCCCGAUUUUCCCUAUGCCUCUGCUAGAGCACAAAGGAAUUCAGCCUGCAAGCCAUAUUCAACCACCCGUCCAAGGCUAGUGAUCAAGCAAUCUGCCUCUGGCAAAGGAGCCAUCCCACUCGAGAAUCCUCCCUACCGGGUCUCUGUCCAAUGUGGAUUCGAGGUGAGACACAAGAACAAAUGGGUCUCCAACCAGGCGCCAAUGCGUGUGGCUACCUGGAUUUUCCCUGGCGACCCCAACGCACAUCAAUCCUUACUUCUCGAGCUCACAAAAAGACACGAGGGGAAAAUGCAGCUCCAGAUCAAAAACUACGAUGGUCGGCUAUUUUUUUCUGAGAAGCACUUCCCAUUCUGCCGCCUUGGUACACGAAAAGGAUCAGUCAUCGACCAGGAGGGAUUCAUUCAAUUCCUCAAGGAAAACAAGGCAAUAGAUCUACUCUUGGAAUACGAUGAGUUUGAAGACCACGAAGAAGAUGAAGAAGAGGCAUGUGGCAUGGAGACCCAGUCUAGGCAAUAUGCCCUACGAUCAGCCACCUCUGCUUCCUUCAACAGCCGGGCAAACACACCUUCAGUUGGGUCCACCUUGGCGAUAUCAAACGAUCGAGAAGACUCAACUUUCUCACUUCCAACCAUUACCACCAAACCUCCGGUCAUAACCCAAGAGAACUCGCCUGAUAUUGUGGUUGCUACGUCUGCAAAUCAAAUUGGUCUUGGCUCAAUAAAAACGCCAGUGGAUCAAGCGUUGGAACCUGUGGUUAUCUACAAAAAGUCACCCCCAUGGUUGGCACCAGCAAUUCUUGACCUGAAGGAUCUUUCUUGGGACCGGUUUGGAACUCCGGAGCACUCGAGCACCUUUCGUGGCCAUGACGAUACUGGCUGGGCCAAUGGACUUCGUAGUCAACUUGAUCCCGAUGGUCUAUACAUCACCUUGAGGAUCUGCUCAUACCGUGUGCACUACAACCAGGUCGUCAGAAUAAAGGAUACCAGCAAAAUAAUCCAUGCUGAGAUACUGGACUCCGGGGUGAUCUAUCCCAUGGUAGCUGAAUACACGUUGGUUCGGAAAAAUCUCCGCCAAGCAAAUGAAUCGUAUGAGACAGAGCCCAACUACGCCAUGAGGACUUAUGCGGUUUCUCGGCAGUUCAUGGCCCUUUUCUGCAAAGUGAUUGGGUCAUCCAAGGCCUCCUCAGAUGAAAGACAAUUGGCCUCGACCCUACGAAUAAUUGACGGGUUCCCAGUUCACGACGAUGUCGAAUGUGGAAAAACCAACGAAUGUUUUGAUUACUUCCAGGAGAAUGACAUGAUUGAUGGACCUGGUUCAGGGGAUGGUAAUGGUAAUAAUACGUCCAACAUCAAGGAACCUUUGGAUAAUGAAAAACCUCGCCGGGUAUUCUUCUUCCAGGAAAAAAUCGAGGGAUAUCGCACUCUCUUGCCGCCUAUGGCCAAUGACUAUGGGAUCUUGAAUGCCUCCAGCCCGAUUGACAAGAUCUUGCAUGCCUUUCAACACUGGGUAUAUGUAUCGACCAAGGGCCAGAUGAUCAUAACCAAUCUCAAAGGAAAUCCUCCAUUGAUCACCAAGCCAAAGGUCAUCGAUGUCAAUCCCAGGUCUUAUUGGUAUCAAUGCCAAGAUACAAAAGCAAUGAUGGCCCAUUUCCUCAAGAAGCACACAUGCACGAACUUAUGCCAAGUGUUGGGCCUUCCACCAUUGGUAGAAAUUGUGUGGACCCCAACAGCCAAGUCCUUAAGGCCGCAUCAAGAAUACGACCUCAAUAACAUCAAUCACAACUCAGCCCGGCCCCAAAUGACUAGUGAUCAGUUGGAGCUCCUUGCGGUAGUCAGACAGGGUCAGAAAGCCCUUGUGUCCAAAUUAUUCUAG